Closterium sp. Yama58-4 is the source of this 1656-nucleotide messenger RNA. NCBI's taxonomy places the organism in Eukaryota, Viridiplantae, Streptophyta, Zygnematophyceae, Desmidiales, Closteriaceae. The record is from the annotation of a GenBank genome assembly.
AUGCUGGAGAACUGGGUGCUGCAUCUGGAGCGGGUGGGUCUGAGCCGCCACUUUAUACUCUUUGCAGCAGACAACACAAUCCUUGAAUUCGCUCAGUCCAAAUGGCCUGGACAGGCCAUUCACCUCAACCUGAAUGGACAAUUCAACGACGAGGAGAGCGUGGAUGUAAAGAUUGUCCAUUCUUUCACCUCGUUCUUGAUAUCAACUCAGCCGAUUUCUAGCGUGGCGUCGCACCAGGCCAUCUACAUCCACCACCUGCUCUCCUUCGCUUUCUCCGUGCUCUCCACCCUCCUCGUUCCUGCAGGCCAUUCAUCUGGACUAAACCUGAGCGGGCAGUUCAGCGAUGAGGAGAACGUGGACGUGAGGAAGGAGGUGGACAUCAACUCAGCCGGGUUCUUCAGCGUGGCAUCCCACCGGGCAGUCUACAUCCACCACCUCCUCUCCUUCGGCUUCUCCGUUCUCUACAGCGAUGUCGAUAUCGCCUUCCUCCACAACCCCCUCCCCUUCUUUCAAAAACCCAAUCCUCCCACUGAUGUGUCUGCUUCUGCUUCUGCUGCUAUUGCUGCUGCUGCUGAAGCUGACACGGACGCUGACACCAGCGGGUUGAAUUUCGACGUGUUUUUGAGCAUCGACCGGUACAGAGAGCAGCCGUCGCCCUACACAGAGCCCAUCGACACGCACCUCCUCGAAAAAGGGGGCCGCAUCUACUGCACCUGUCUGCUCUUCUUCCGGCCCACUGCCGCUGCAAAGAGCCUCGUAGGCAACUGGGCGUUUCGGAUCGCUAAGCUGGGGCGGGAGGGGGGACUAGACCAGGCGCAGUUUAACCUGGUAAUGAAGUGGAUGCAUCAGAUGGGUGUGCUGCCGCGGAUCGGCGUGCUGCCGCAGCUGCAGUUCCCGUCGGGGCAUCUGAUGCAGGAGCACUGGGAGGAGUUUGUGGCGGUGCGGCCACGGGUGGUGAUGGUGCAUGCGAAUUAUGUCAAAGGGAAGGGCGCGAAGAUUGAGGCGCUGAAGAAGGCGGGGUUGUGGUGGGUGAAGGAACAGAGCAACGCGACUGCUGCUGCUGCUGCUCCUCCUCCUGCUGCUGCUCCUGCUCCUGCUGCUGCUCCUGCUGCUUCUGGCGCAGCUGCUGUAAAUGCUACAAAUGCUGCUUCUGCUGCAGGGCUGGUUGAGGGGCAGGAGAAAGGGCAGGGAGCAGCAGAUGGCAAGGAGAAGGCAGGCGAGGGAAGGGUUGAACACAAGGGAGGAGAAGGGGUGCAGGAAGAGGCAAAGGAGAGAGAGGAGCCUAUCUUGCUGUUCCCAACGCCUAAGCCGCGUGAGAAGGCUGACAAGGCUGACAAGGCUGACAGGGAUGUCAAGGCUGAGAAGGUUGCUGGGAUGUCGAGUGUGCAGCAGAGCAAGGAGGGAGGCGCAAAGGGUGGGAAGGAGGGGGAGGGGCAGGCGCUGAUUGGACAGGCAGGUGGAAGCGGUGUGGCAGGAGGGGAUGGGGAUUGGGAGGCGCGGGUAUUGGAGGCAGUGGAGCCGUGGGUGGGGGAGCAUCUGCAGACGAUGCAGGGGAAAGGGGUGAACGUUGGUGGUGGUGGUGGCAUGGCGGUCUUCACUGUUGCCUGCGAUGGUGAAUGGAUGGGGAAGCAGUGGGGUGGGAGAAGAGGGGGAUAG